AUGGCAUCUCAGAAUUCCCACGAGUCGACCGUGCCACCACAGAACAUCUACAAGCGCACUGCCCUGUUUCGAGGUUUCCGUGGGCGCGCCUCUCCGCCACAGUUGUCUCCAGGGCGUGCCUCUCUGCCACAGACCCGUCACGAGGCGCCUCUCCUCCACAGACCCGUCACGAGGCGCCUCUCCGCCACAGUGUCUCCACGAGCGCGCCUCCGCCACAGUCCACAGAGUUCCGCCAAGGGUGCCGCUCAGAGUCCCCAAGAGAACUCAGCCCCGUUCAAAGGCAGCGAAGAGGUCGUUGUACUGCCGCCUGGCCGCGAAGAGGGCUCCCCCCCGGGAUCCACUGAAGGCGACGGCUCGCCCCCGGGCUCCACUGAAGGCGACAGCUCGCCCCCGGGCUCCACUGAAGGCGACAGCUCGCCCCCGGGCUCCACUGAAGGCGACGGCUCGCCCCCGGGCUCCACUGAAGGCGAAGGCUCGCCCCCGGGCUCCACUGAAGGCAAAGGCUUGCCCCCAAGUCCUCCUCAGGGCGACGGCUCGCCCCCAAGUCCUCCUCGGGCAAUGGCUCGCCCCAGGUUCCCUGCAGGUCCACGGCUCGCCCCAGGUUCCCCGCAGGGUGACGUCGGGCCUCCAGGCUCCCCACAGGGCGACGUCGGGCCUCCAGGUUCCCGCAGGGUGACAUCGGGCCCCAAGUCCUCUUCAGGUCGAUGGCUCGCCCCAGGUUCCCCGCAGGUCCACGGCUCGCUCCCAGGUUCCCGCAGGGCGACGCCGGGCCUCCAGGCUCCCCGCAGGGUGACGCGGGCCUCCAGGUUCCCGUGGGGUGACGUCGGGCCUCGGGUUCCCCGCAGGGUGACGUCGGGCCUCCGGGUUCCCCGCAGGGCAAAGUCGAGCCUCCAGGUUCCCCGCAGGGUGACGUCGGGCCUCCGGGUUCCGCCCGAUGGUGCCGCUCAGCCACAGAGUUCCGCCGAGGUGCCGCUCAGCCACAGAGUUCCGCCAAGGGUGCCGCUCAGAGUCCCCAAGAGAACUCAGCCCCGUUCAAAGGCAGCGAAGAGGUCGUUGCGACGGCUCGCCCCGGGCUCCACUGAAGGCGACGGCUCGCCCCCAGGCUCCACUGAAGGCGACAGCUCGCCCCCGGGCUCCACUGAAGGCAAAGGCUCGCCCCCGGGCUCCACUGAAGGCGAAGGCUCGCCCCCGGGCUCCACUGAAGGCAAAGGCUUGCCCCCAAGUCCUCCUCAGGGCGACGGCUCGCCCCCAAGUCCUCCUCGGGGCAAUGGCUCGCCCCCAGGUUCCCUGCAGGCCCACGGCUCGCCCCCAGGUUUCCCGCAGGUUGACGGCUCGCCUCCAGGCUCCCCACAGGGCGACGUCGGGCCUCCAGGUUCCCCGCAGGGUGACAUCGGGCCCCCAAGUCCUCUUCAGGUCGAUGGCUCGCCCCCAGGUUCCCCGCAGGUCCACGGCUCGCUCCCAGGUUCCCCGCAGGGCGACGUCGGGCCUCCAGGCUCCCCGCAGGGUGACGGUGACGUCGGGCCUCCGGGUUCCCCGCAGGGCGAAGUCGGGCCUCUGGGUUCCUCCGAGGGCGAAGUCGGGCCUCCGGGUUCCCCGCAGGGCAAAGUCGAGCCUCCAGGUUCCCCGCAUGACGACGUCGGGCCUCCAGGCUCCCCGCAGGGUGACGCCGGGCCUCCAGGCUCCCCGCAUGACGACGUCGGCCCUCCAGGUCCCUCUGACGACGGCAAAGCUCUCCAGAGGCCCUCCGAGGGUGUCGUUACGGUCCAACGUCCUGCCGAAGACGCCGAUCGGCCUCCGGCCUUUGUUGUGGACAGCAUACGGUUCCGGUUUCAUGCUGUGGAGGUCACGCCACCGCUGGUCUCCGCCAAGAGCUUUGCUCAGCCUCCGGUCCUGUCGAGGGCCAUUGUCCCAUUCCUAAUCCCAUGCCGCUUCGCCUUGGGCCCCUUUCGGUCUUCCCCUGUUCCACGGCGGUGCUCACGGGGCCUCUUUUGA
This is a messenger RNA of Silurus meridionalis, 1992 nucleotides long. Its product is annotated as collagen alpha-1(I) chain-like. NCBI's taxonomy places the organism in Eukaryota, Metazoa, Chordata, Actinopteri, Siluriformes, Siluridae. Bases 1 to 1992 code for a protein of 663 amino acids. The transcript is spliced from 6 exons. The record is from RefSeq and is a predicted model, not a curated record.